Molecule: messenger RNA, 933 nt
Organism: Belonocnema kinseyi
Lineage: Eukaryota; Metazoa; Arthropoda; Insecta; Hymenoptera; Cynipidae
Exons: 1
Coding region: 1-933 (310 amino acids)
Biological process (GO): DNA repair; telomere maintenance
Molecular function (GO): DNA helicase activity
Source: RefSeq, a predicted model, not a curated record
AUGGCUUUCACUGGUAUUGCUGCAACUUUGCUUCCUGAGGGAAAAAAGAUUCAUAAAACUCUAGGCUUGCCAGUACCCCUGUUUUCUGAUUCAUCUUUGAAUAUAAAAGCGAAUUCAAGAAAAGUAAAAAAAAUGAUAAAUACAGACAUUUUUAUUUGGUAUGAAGCACCGAUGUCUCCACGAUAUGAUCUUGAAGUCAUCGAUCGAAAUCUUCGCGACCUUAUGAAAAAUGAUUUGCCAUUCGGUGGUAAAAUUGUGGUUCUCGGAGGACAUUUCAGACAACUGUUGCCAGUGAAAGAAAAUGCAGCUCAGUGCCAAAUUCAUAACUCAUCAAUUAAGUUCAGCGCUUUUUGGACAAAUUUCAUUGUUCAUCAUUUGAUCAAAAAUAUGCGUGCUCUACCUGAAAAGAAAGAAUUCUCUCAGUUUCUCCUCCAAGUGGCUCAUGGAACUUCGAAUAAUUCAUCUGAAACUAUUCAAAUCCCUGAGAAAUAUAUUUCUCUAGUUGAUUCUGAUAUUGUGAGAGAUACAUACAAAACAUUGAUCAAGAGCAAAAAGUUUGGUGAAGCAGCAAAUUACACCAUACUUUCUGCAAGGAACAUAGAUGUUCAUGAUAUCAACAGAAAAGAUUUUGACCUUCUCGAUGAAGAGACAGAACAAAUUUACACCAGCAUAGACAGCACAAAAAUAGCUAAUGAUAAGAGUGAUAUUAAUCACGAAGCUGUAUUACCAAAGUAUUUAAAUUUGCUCAAUCCUCCAAGUUUGUCACCUCAUGAAUUGCGACUCAGGAAGUACACAGUCGUGAUGCUUAUCAGAAACAGGAGUAUAAGUGCAGGCCUUUGCAAUAGAAUGAGAUUGCUAAUUCUUGACAUUAAGUACAAUGCAUUAAGAUGCAAAAUUUUUCAGGAAGCUAGACUGGAGAAGUUACUUAUUUGA